GGUCCCCGGGAGUCGCCGCCGAGCGCGCGCGCAGGAAGGACCCCGCGACCCUGCAGGACGCGAGACCCCCGGGGUCGGACCCACGACCGCGAUGCGCGCCCCGGGCUGCGGGCGGCUGCCGCUGCCGCCGCCGCCGCUGCUGCUGCUGCUGCUGCUGGCCGCGGCCGCGCUGGCCCAGAGCGACGCCAAGGGGCCCCGCGAGGGCGAGACCCCCGGCAAUUUCAUGGAGGACGAGCAGUGGCUGUCGUCCAUCUCGCAGUACAGCGGCAAGAUCAAGCACUGGAACCGCUUCCGAGACGUGAGUCUGCAGGGGCGCGACGACUACAUCAAGAGCUGGGAAGACAAUCAGCAAGGAGAUGAAGCCCUGGACACCACCAAGGACCCAUGCCAGAAGGUGAAGUGCAGCCGCCACAAGGUGUGCAUCGCGCAGGGCUACCAGCGGGCCAUGUGCAUCAGCCUCAAGAAGCUGGAGUACAGGAUCAAGCAGCCCGCCCUGAGACCCCGCCCAGGCAGAGACCCACUCUGCAAGCCCUGCCACAUGGACCAGCUGGCCUCCGUGUGUGGCUCCGACGGCCACACCUACAGCUCGGUGUGCAAACUGGAGCAGCAGGCGUGCCUGAGCGGCAAGCAGCUGGCCGUGAGGUGCCAGGGGCCCUGCCCCUGCCCCAAGGACCAGGCGGCCACCUCCAACCCGGAUGGCAAAGCAGAGACCUGCACAGGUCAGGACCUGGCCGACCUGGGGGACCGCUUGCGGGACUGGUUCCAGCUCCUUCACGAGAACUCCAAGCAGAACGGCUCAGCUGGCAGCGGCGGGACCAGCCCGGCCAUGGGCCUGGACAAGAACCUGGGGGCCAGCUGCAAGGACUCCAUCGGCUGGAUGUUCUCCAAGCUGGACACGAGCGCGGACCUCUUCCUGGACCAGACGGAGCUGGCCGCCAUCAACCUGGACAAGUACGAGGUCUGCAUCCGCCCCUUCUUCAACUCCUGCGACACCUACAAGGACGGCCGUGUCUCGCCCGCCGAGUGGUGCUUCUGCUUCUGGAGGGAGAAGCCCCCGUGCCUGGCGGAGCUGGAACGCAUCCAGAUUCAGGAGGCUGCCAAGAAGAAGCCGGGAGUGUUCAUCCCCAGCUGCGACGAGGACGGCUACUACCGGAAGAUGCAGUGUGACCAGAGCAGCGGGGACUGCUGGUGUGUGGACCAGCAGGGCCUGGAGCUGAGUGGCAGCCGCAUGCACGGGAGCCCCGACUGCGAUGACCUCGUGGGCUUCUCGGGGGACUUUGGGAGCGGCGUUGGCUGGGAGGACGAGGAGGAGAAGGAGCCCGAGGAAGCGGGCGAGGAGGCCGAGGAGGAGGAGGAGGCGGGCGAGGCGGAUGACGGGGGCUACAUCUGGUAGU
Sorex fumeus (smoky shrew) is the source of this 1394-nucleotide messenger RNA. It is a transcript of the gene SPOCK2, whose product is annotated as SPARC (osteonectin), cwcv and kazal like domains proteoglycan 2. Gene Ontology annotation, molecular function: calcium ion binding; protein binding. NCBI's taxonomy places the organism in Eukaryota, Metazoa, Chordata, Mammalia, Eulipotyphla, Soricidae. The record is from RefSeq and is a predicted model, not a curated record. The coding region runs from base 92 to 1393 and encodes 433 amino acids. The transcript has 10 exons.